Molecule: messenger RNA, 816 nt
Organism: Diospyros lotus (date-plum)
Lineage: Eukaryota; Viridiplantae; Streptophyta; Magnoliopsida; Ericales; Ebenaceae
Product: MYB-like transcription factor EOBII
Exons: 3
Coding region: 48-623 (191 amino acids)
Biological process (GO): regulation of DNA-templated transcription
Cellular component (GO): nucleus
Molecular function (GO): DNA-binding transcription factor activity; sequence-specific DNA binding
Source: RefSeq, a predicted model, not a curated record
CUCUCUCUCUCUUUCUCUCUCUCUCUCUCCCUGUGAAGAGCCAAAUAAUGGAUAAAAAACCAUGUAACUCUCAAGAUCCUGAGGUGAGAAAAGGGCCAUGGACCAUGGAAGAAGACUUGAUCCUCAUCAACUACAUCGCCAACCAUGGCGAAGGUGUAUGGAACUCGCUUGCUAAAUCUGCUGGUCUGAAGCGUACCGGAAAAAGCUGCCGGCUCCGGUGGCUGAACUACCUCCGACCGGACGUCAGAAGAGGUAACAUUACGACGGAGGAACAACUCUUGAUCAUGGAGCUGCAUGCUAAGUGGGGAAACAGGUGGUCAAAAAUUGCCAAGCAUCUGCCGGGAAGAACCGAUAACGAGAUCAAGAACUACUGGAGGACUAGAAUCCAAAAGCACAUCAAAGCAGCCGAAACACCCAGUGCCGGACAAAGCUUAGAGAGCAACGACCAAGCCAGCACAAGCCAGGUUUUCUACGCCGCCGAUCACCAGACAGUCGAGACUUAUUCGCCGCCAUUGUACCCUGGUAAUAUGGAGGCUUCUCAAGCCUCCUUUCUGGCUGAAUCAAACGACAGCAUCUGGAGCAUGGAGGAUAUCUGGUCCUUGCAGCUUCUUAAUGGCGACUAAACGCUGAAACUAUCACCUCCAUCUGGACCUCACUAUAUUAGAGGUUUGUUUAUACUAGAAAGCGUAGUAUAUAUCUUCCAUAUAUACGCUACUUUCUUGCUUAAGUACUUACGGCCGGCCUGUAAUAGAAUAAAAAUACUUAUACUACUCUUUAUAUCAUUAUAUCUGCUUUAAUUAAUUAUAUAUAUAUAUU